This is a messenger RNA of Grammomys surdaster, 3553 nucleotides long. It is a transcript of the gene Kirrel1, whose product is annotated as kirre like nephrin family adhesion molecule 1. Gene Ontology annotation, cellular component: cell-cell junction. The record is from RefSeq and is a predicted model, not a curated record. NCBI's taxonomy places the organism in Eukaryota, Metazoa, Chordata, Mammalia, Rodentia, Muridae. The coding region runs from base 372 to 2741 and encodes 789 amino acids. Gene Ontology annotation, biological process: cell-cell adhesion. Gene Ontology annotation, molecular function: cell adhesion molecule binding. The transcript is spliced from 16 exons.
AGUGGAGGGAGGCGCCGUCGGAGGGAGAGCAGACGUCAGGAAGAGAGGGAGGGAGCCGGAGAGGGAAGAGAGGGAGAGAGGGAGAGAGAGAGAGAGAGCGGCGGGGAGGUUGAGAGAGGCCCCGAGAGAUAAAGCCGGAGGGCAGAAAUUAUUAGGGGGCGCGGGACGAGAGGAGGGGCCAGGGGAGCGGGCCGGCGGCUAGAGAGGCAAGCGAGUGUGCGCCUUGUGUGCAAGGGCGGGAGGGAGGAGAGAGAGCCAGCGGCGGCCGGGAUCGCGCCGACUCGGGCCCAGCGGCGGGCAGACAGCAUGCUGAGCCUCCUCAUCUGGAUCCUCACUCUCUUCAACACUUUCUCACAAGCAGGGCUUUAGGAAUGACUCUGGAGAGCCAUAGCACAUGUCUAAUGACCUGCCAAUCAAGCCUGCUCCCCGAGAAGCCCAGGUUUCUGAGUCAGAAGAUGUGGGCUCCACACUUAGUCGUCGCUUAUCUUAUCUUUGUGACUUUGGCUCUGGCUUUGCCUGGGACCCAGACUCGCUUCAGCCAGGAGCCAGCCGAUCAGACCGUGGUGGCCGGACAGCGGGCAGUGCUCCCAUGUGUGCUCCUUAACUACUCUGGAAUUGUACAAUGGACCAAGGACGGGCUGGCUCUGGGUAUGGGCCAGGGCCUCAAAGCCUGGCCACGGUACCGGGUCGUGGGCUCUGCGGAUGCUGGGCAAUACAACUUGGAGAUCACAGGUGCCGAGCUCUCUGAUGACGCUUCCUAUGAGUGCCAGGCCACGGAGGCUGCUCUGCGCUCUCGGAGGGCCAAACUCACCGUGCUCAUUCCUCCAGAGGACACAAGGAUUGAUGGGGGCCCUGUGAUUCUGCUGCAAGCAGGCACCCCCUACAACCUCACAUGCCGAGCAUUUAAUGCCAAGCCUGCUGCAAGCAUCAUUUGGUUCCGGGAUGGGACGCAGCAGGAAGGGGCUGUGACGAGCACGGAGCUGCUGAAGGACGGGAAAAGGGAGACCACAGUCAGCCAACUGCUCAUUCAGCCCACAGACCUAGACAUCGGCCGUGUGUUCACCUGUCGCAGCGUGAAUGAGGCCAUCCCCAAUGGCAAGGAGACGUCCAUUGAACUGGAUGUGCACCACCCUCCUACAGUGACUCUGUCUAUUGAGCCCCAGACAGUGCUGGAGGGCGAGCGUGUCAUCUUUACAUGCCAGGCCACAGCCAACCCAGAGAUCUUGGGCUACAGGUGGGCCAAAGGGGGGUUCUUGAUUGAAGACGCCCAUGAAAGUCGCUAUGAGACAAACGUUGAUUAUUCCUUCUUCACGGAGCCUGUGUCUUGUGAGGUUUAUAACAAAGUCGGGAGCACCAAUGUCAGCACUUUAGUGAAUGUUCACUUUGCCCCCCGGAUUGUAGUUUACCCAAAGCCCACCACCACAGACAUUGGAUCUGAUGUGACCCUCACCUGUGUCUGGGUUGGGAAUCCCCCCCUCACCCUCACCUGGACCAAGAAGGACUCAAACAUGGUCCUGAGUAACAGCCAUCAACUGUUGCUGAAGUCAGUGACCCAGGCAGAUGCUGGCAUCUAUACCUGCCGGGCCAUCGUGCCUCGAAUUGGAGUGGCUGAGCGGGAGGUACCACUUUAUGUGAACGGACCUCCUAUCAUCUCCAGCGAGGCGGUGCAGUUUGCCGUGAGAGGUGAUGGCGGUAAGGUGGAGUGCUUUAUCGGGAGUACCCCACCUCCGGAUCGAAUCGCAUGGGCAUGGAAGGAGAACUUCCUAGAGGUGGGGACCCUGGAGCGAUACACUGUGGAGAGGACGAACUCAGGCAACGGUGUGCUGUCCACUCUCACCAUCAAUAAUGUCAUGGAGGCCGACUUCCAGACCCACUACAACUGCACUGCCUGGAACAGCUUUGGACCAGGCACAGCCAUCAUCCAGCUGGAAGAGCGAGAGGUGUUACCUGUGGGCAUCAUUGCUGGGGCCACCAUCGGUGCCGGCAUCCUGGUCGUCUUCUUUUUUGCUGCCUUAGUGUUCUUCCUCUACCGACGUCGCAAAGGCAGUCGAAAGGAUGUGACGUUGAGGAAGCUGGACAUCAAGGUAGAGACGGUAAAUCGGGAGCCACUUACAAUGCACUCUGACCGGGAGGAUGAUACCGCCAGCAUUUCCACAGCUACUCGGGUCAUGAAGGCCAUCUACUCGUCCUUUAAGGAUGAUGUGGAUCUGAAGCAGGACCUGCGCUGUGACACCAUUGACACCCGGGAAGAGUAUGAGAUGAAGGAUCCCACCAAUGGUUAUUACAAUGUGCGCGCCCACGAAGAUCGCCCAUCCUCCAGGGCGGUGCUAUAUGCUGACUAUCGAGCCCCUGGCCCUACUCGUUUUGAUGGGCGUCCAUCAUCCCGCCUCUCCCACUCCAGUGGUUAUGCCCAGCUCAAUACGUACAGCCGGGCCCCUGCCUCUGACUAUGGCACAGAGCCUACACCCUCUGGCCCUUCUGCUCCAGGUGGCACCGAUACAACCAGCCAGCUGUCGUACGAGAACUAUGAGAAGUUCAACUCUCACCCCUUUCCUGGGGCAGCUGGGUAUCCUACCUACCGUCUAGGCUAUCCCCAGGCCCCACCCUCUGGCCUUGAGAGGACCCCCUAUGAAGCAUAUGACCCUAUUGGCAAGUAUGCCACCGCCACUCGAUUCUCCUACACCUCUCAACACUCAGACUACGGCCAGCGAUUCCAGCAGCGCAUGCAGACUCACGUGUAGAGGCUGGAUAUGGCUGGGGUAUCUCUGCGGGGCAGAGGAGAUGGCUUCCCAGCUGUUCCCUGACAUUCAGGGACAUUGCUCAUUGCUCCUUUCGUGGACUCAGCCUUUCUCCUCCUGGCCGUCACAGAUAAGGAGCAGGUCUCCCAGUAACACCCCAUCCCAAGGAUGGUGCUCUGUGCAUGCCCCAGUCUCCCGGGCCUGCCCUUUCCUCUUCUUCAGGAGGAUAUCUCUUCUGACCUUUGUUCUUCCUGACCCAAGCAUGGGGAUAGGAGAGGGGAGGUUGGGGGAGGGGAGAGAAGAAGGGAGAGGAGAAGAGCACAUUUUAUCAUUUCCUUUCUGUCCUGCUCCUCUGGUUUCCCGUAAGUGGGCAUGGAGAUAUGCUGAGGUGGGCUGAGGUGGGCAGGCAGCUGGCACGUGGGACAGCCCACCAGUCCUGGUCUUGGUUUCUUUAUACCUUGUGUACAUUUUUCCCAUCUCAGGGGAUUACAGAUGGAACCAUGAGUUCAAAUCUAGCCCUUGGUCAGUUGGGGUCAAAAUGCCAGUCACCCUGGCCUCUAUGGUGUCUGUCUGUCUGAGUGAAGAGGGCUUCAGAAAUCCCCAGGGGCACUGCUUCCUUUCUUCUUGGCUUUGUGCUGGACCAGCCAGAUGUGUCCUGGAUGCGAGCAAGAAGUGGUCAGGACCAUGUCCUAGUUGACAGGCAAGGGGCCACCGUGUAGUGCAUGGCAGUUUCCAGAUCCAACACUAGUGGGAGCCACACAAGCUUCCUUCUUUCACAGUAUCCAUCCCACUUCUCGGUGUUAACUCUUGAGCCU